AUGGAGACCAAAUUUCGAUCUGUGGGAAGCCAAGGUUCAGAGAAGAUUGCCGUGUGGGUUCAUAUACCACUACUCCUGUUACAAUUCUUUAAUAUAGAGAGCUUACGAAUGACUGGAAAAUUGAUGGGAAGAACGCUGAAAAUCGACAUGAUCACGCAUACAAGUGAGAGGGAAAGAUUUGCCUGCAUCUGCGUCGAACUAGACCUCGAGAAAAAGCUUAAGUCAUCCAUUAGUGUCUUCGUCUUCAAGCCGAAAGAACCUAUUAUCAUCAUACAACCAGUGAAGCUUGAAAGGUUGGAUUUUGUAGCAUCCCCUGAUUUAAAAUUAGAACUGAAUGUGACAUUAGGCGUAGUAGCCACAGUGAAGAAUCGAAACCAUGGAAGUUUUACUUACCAGGACAGUGCAGCUAACAGUAUCUAUGGAGGAAGUUUAGUGGGAGAAGCUCCGAUCAAUGGUGACACAGUGCCAGAUCAUGGAGAGCUUAAUGUGAGCACAAGUUUGGCAGUUCAGGCAGAUGAAUUGUUCAAGAAUGGGAAUUUUCUUGAUGAUUAUUUUAAUAAAGGGGUUUUUGAAUUUACAUCAGCAAACACUUUACAAGGUAAAGUUAAGAUCUUGAAGAUCAUCAAGAAGAAAGCCACAAGUUUGAGCACCUGUUAUAUCUCUGUGUUCGUCAAGACCAACACUAUCAACUCUACCUGUCAAAAUAAACUGGAAUUUUAA
Neltuma alba is the source of this 720-nucleotide messenger RNA. RefSeq lists its product as uncharacterized. The record is from RefSeq and is a predicted model, not a curated record. NCBI's taxonomy places the organism in Eukaryota, Viridiplantae, Streptophyta, Magnoliopsida, Fabales, Fabaceae. The transcript is spliced from 2 exons. The coding region runs from base 1 to 720 and encodes 239 amino acids.